This is a messenger RNA of Stereum hirsutum FP-91666 SS1, 2336 nucleotides long. Its product is annotated as NOL1/NOP2/sun family RNA met. Gene Ontology annotation, molecular function: rRNA (cytosine-C5-)-methyltransferase activity; RNA binding. The transcript has 8 exons. Gene Ontology annotation, cellular component: nucleolus. NCBI's taxonomy places the organism in Eukaryota, Fungi, Basidiomycota, Agaricomycetes, Russulales, Stereaceae. Gene Ontology annotation, biological process: maturation of LSU-rRNA; rRNA base methylation. Bases 40 to 2139 code for a protein of 699 amino acids. The record is from RefSeq and is a predicted model, not a curated record.
CUUUGCUUCACCCCGACUUUCUUUCCUCCACUUGCUACUAUGGGACGUCGCGCGAAAACAAAGCAAGCACCUCCGGAGCCAUUGGCUGAACCUCGAGACUCUGCCAAACCGUCCGGCAGAAGGGCAGGAAAACGCAAGGCCGACCCGGAGCCUGAGGAGGGCAAGCGACCUACGAAGAAGGUCAAGGAGACGUCCCCAAAGAAGAAGGGAGAAAGCAAGGGAGUCCAAGAUGUCACAAAGACUAGGGGAAAGAAGGGUCAGCAAAGUCUUGCCACGAGCUGGGAUGAUGCGGACGCAGAAGGGAGCAGUGGAGGAUGGGAUGACAUGGAGGAUGAUGAAGACGUGAAGGCACAUGCACAGUCAUUAUUUCAUGGCAGUGAUGAGGAAGAUAUGGACGAAAUUGUCGAUGAUAAGUUUGAGGUAGACGGAGCCGAUGAUAUCCUCCGUGGACCAACACAAGAGCUGGAUCUUGGUUCCGAUUCUGACGACGAACCUAUACCCGCAAAUAUCAAGACCAAGAAAUCCAAACAGGCAGACCGCCCACUCAAAAUUAUCCCGACUGGCUCUGACGCCUCUAACUCUGACUCUGACGAGGAUGAUGAAGACGAAGACGGGCCCGUUACUCUUGCUAAUAUGGAGGCACGCUCAAAAGCUUUGGAUGACAAAGCUGCUGCAGAGGCUGAACUCGAUGCGGAGGAGUUACGCCUGGCUGCUGAAGGAGGUGAUGAUGACGAGUUCGAGGGCAUGGACGACAUGGACGAUGAUGAGGACGAGGGUGAGCCAGGCGCUGCUGGGGAAGAGUUUGUCUUACCCUCUGUCCAGGAGAGGGAGGAGGAGAAGAAAAAUGGUGGGCCAGAGCUUCAUGUCGUUCAGAGGCGUAUGCGAGAAUGUGUGAGGGUGCUCGGUAAAUGGAAGAAGUUGGGCGAAAAGUCUGGACGACCGCGCUCGGAGUACAUUGACCAGCUGGUGUCGGACAUCGCCAGUUAUUAUGGUUAUAACGAUUUCCUAGCGGAGAAACUGUUCCAGUUGUUCCCCAUUGCUGAGGCUAUCGAGUUCUUCGAGGCUAACGAAGUUCCUCGGCCUGUAACAAUUCGGACAAAUACUCUCCGUACAAGGCGGAGAGACCUCGCACAGGCUCUCAUCAACCGUGGCGUCAACCUCGAACCCAUCGGAAAGUGGACCAACGUUGGUCUGCAAGUAUUCGAGAGUAGUGUACCAAUAGGUGCCACACCUGAAUAUCUCGCUGGUCAUUACAUGCUCCAAGCUGCAUCUUCUUUCCUUCCCGUCAUCGCCCUCUCUCCUCAACCACAGGAACGUGUCCUGGACAUGGCUUCUGCUCCUGGUGGAAAAACCACGCACAUCGCCGCGCUUCUUCAAAAUACCGGCGUUGUCUUUGCAAACGACGCAAACAAGGCCAGGACGAAGAGUCUGACUGCGAAUGUGCACCGCUUAGGUUGCAAGAACGUCGUGGUCUGCUCGUACGACGGACGUGAGUUCCCCAAGGUGAUGGGUGGGUUUGAUAGGGUGUUGCUAGAUGCACCGUGUAGUGGUACCGGUGUUAUCAGCAAGGACUCUAGUGUCAAGGUCAACAAAUCUGACCGCGACUUCGCCCUCCUGUCACAUCUCCAAAAGCAACUCAUCCUCUGCGCCAUCGACAGCGUCAACCCGAACUCCAAAACCGGAGGCUACAUUGUGUACUCCACAUGUUCCGUCACCGUGGACGAGAAUGAGGCAGUCGUGGACUACGCUCUGCGCAAACGGCCGAACGUCAAACUCGUCGACACUGGGCUCGAGUUCGGAAAACCAGGAUACGCAAGAUACCGCGGAAAGACGUUCGACGAGAGCGUCAAGCUGACCAGAAGGUUCUAUCCCCAUGUCCAUAACAUGGACGGCUUCUUCGUGGCUAAAUUCAAAGUCGAGAAGAGGGUGAAGACGAAGAAGGACGAGGGUGAGGAGAAGGAGGUGAAGAGUGUGGCGAUGGAUGUGGAUGAAGUGCAGGAGGACGUCAAGUUCGAUGAAGAGGCGGACAAGCCCUACCUCGAGGAGGCAAAGCGGAGACGGAUGAAGGCAAAGGGUCUGCGUCCUCCCCCUCGGAAUCGUCCUUCUACCGCGUCGACGACCGUUGCAGCAACGGCAUAACGCACCAAAAUGUUUACUUCCUAUGUUCUCUCUCUGUCCUUUCACGUAUUGGAUGUUUGGACGUUCACGUUCAGGUGCACGUUCCGUUGUGACACUAUGCGGCAUUCUCCCCCCGUGAUUGCUGAUCCUUUGUUGGCUCAUCCGCUUCGCGAAUCAUCGUCCUCAUCCGGUUCCUCACCAAGACAGCAGUGCUCUCG